Molecule: messenger RNA, 5448 nt
Organism: Rhea pennata
Lineage: Eukaryota; Metazoa; Chordata; Aves; Rheiformes; Rheidae
Gene: TBC1D14
Product: TBC1 domain family member 14
Exons: 14
Coding region: 68-2206 (712 amino acids)
Source: RefSeq, a predicted model, not a curated record
ACAUGGACCGCCCGCCGCCCGCCGCCGCGUAGCGCCGCGGGAGCAGCCGCCGCGGGGAGCGUUGGGCAUGGCCCAGCACGAGGAGAGCCGCGGAGGGCAGCGCUGCCCCGUUACUACUUGGUCCAAGACAGCUGAUGUAAAUUUAUCCAACUCUUUAAAUGGUUUGAGCUUGAUGGGAAUUCUGGAUGCAAGAGUGGGCAGCAGUAUCCAGAGUCUUCAAAACUUCAAUUCAAGGGCCCCAAGAUCUCUCUCGUUGCCUGAGUAUGGGCCUAGCCAACACUGCAGUACUUCAGAAGAUUGUCAUAGCCUUAAAUCUGUGGAUUCUGGUAUUCCAACUCUAGAAAUAGGAAAUCCAGAGCCUGUUCAUUGCAGUGUGUUAAAUGUGAAGAGAAAGCAGUCAGAACCUGAAAUUGUGCCUGACAGAGCUUUUCAGAGUGCAUGCACACUGCCAUCUUACGUGCCUCCACAUUCUUUGACUUCUGAACAUGACCAUCCUGUGCGAAAAUCCUCAACUUUUCCUAGAACGGGGUAUGACAGCGUCAAACUUUAUAGUCCAACUACCAAAGCUCUGAAUCGAAGUGAUGAUAUCUCGGUCUGCAGUGUUUCUAGUCUUAGCACAGAAUUGUCAACAACUUUAUCGGUUAGCAACGAGGACAUUUUGGACUUUGUGGUCACAAGCAGUUCAAGUGCAAUUGUGAAUCUCGAGACUGAUGAAGCGCACUUCUCAGAUGUAACCCUGAAUUCCACUAAAGAGACCAAUGAUCAAAGCCAGCAGGAGUGUUGUCAGGAGACAGAUGUGGACAAUAAACUAAAAAUAUUGGGACCUUUUACUAACUUCUUUGCCAGGAACUUGUUUACCAGAAAGCCAAAUGCAAGAUUUGAAAAACAAAAUGAUGUGGGAUGGAAGUUGUUUGGAAAAGUACCCCUCAGAGAAAACUCACAGAAAGAUCCAAAGAGGAUGCAAAAGGAAUGUGAAGAAAAAACUGGACGAGCUCACAGGCCACUUUCUCCCAAACAGAAUGUGAGGAAGAAUCUUGAUUUUGAACCGCUUUCCACUACAGCACUUAUUUUAGAGGACAGACCAGCGAACCUCCCUGCAAAACCAGCAGAAGAAGCUCAGAAACAUAGACAGCAGUACGAAGAAAUGGUGGUUCAAGCGAAAAAAAGAGAGCUUAAAGAAGCCCAGAAGAGAAAGAAACAACUGGAAGAACGCUGUAAAGUGGAAGACAAUAUUGGCAAUGCUGUUUUAACUUGGAACAAUGAAAUCUUGCCCAACUGGGAAACUAUGUGGUGUUCCCGGAAAGUUCGAGAGUUAUGGUGGCAAGGCAUUCCCCCAAGUGUGAGAGGCAAAGUCUGGAGCUUGGCGAUUGGCAAUGAGUUAAACAUCACCCAUGAACUCUAUGAUAUUUGCCUGGCUCGUGCCAAAGAGAAAUGGCGAUCACUUAGCACGGGAGGGACUGAAAUAGAGUGUGAAGAUGCUGGGUUUUCUGCAGCUGACAGAGAAGCAAGUUUAGAGUUGAUAAAACUGGAUAUCUCAAGAACGUUCCCUAAUCUCUGUAUUUUCCAGCAGGGUGGUCCUUAUCAUGACAUGCUGCACAGUAUUUUAGGAGCCUAUACUUGUUACAGACCUGAUGUAGGCUAUGUGCAAGGCAUGUCAUUCAUAGCAGCAGUAUUGAUCUUGAACUUGGAUACUGCAGAUGCCUUCAUCGCUUUUUCUAACCUUUUAAAUAAACCCUGCCAGCUGGCAUUUUUCCGUGUGGACCAUGGCCUUAUGUUGACUUACUUUGCCGCAUUUGAGGUAUUCUUUGAAGAAAAUCUGCCAAAGUUAUUUGCUCACUUCAAAAAAAAUAACCUAACUCCAGACAUCUACCUUAUUGAUUGGAUAUUCACAUUGUACAGCAAAUCUUUGCCACUAGACUUGGCAUGUCGUGUCUGGGAUGUGUUUUGCCGUGAUGGAGAAGAGUUCUUAUUCCGUACAGCUUUGGGAAUAUUAAAACUUUUUGAAGAUAUUUUGACCAAAAUGGACUUCAUUCAUAUAGCCCAGUUUCUAACAAAGCUACCAGAAGAUUUGCCUUCAGAAGAAUUCUUCACAUCUAUUGCUGCCAUUCAGAUGCAAAGUAGAAACAAAAAAUGGGCUCAGGUAUUGGCUGCUCUGCAGAAAGAUAACCGGGAAAUGGAAAAAGGAAGUCCUUCGCUCAAACGUUAAAGCUAUGGUUGCAUCAAGUGAAUCACUGGAAAAAGAUCUGAAAUGGGAAAAGUAUUGAGUAUAAUUUGACAUACAUGAGCCUGCAAAUCAAAGUGUUAUUUCAGAGUUUUGUUUAGCAGUAGGUUAGCCUUAAAAGGGAGAGAGGGAGGAAAAAGGAAACCUAGGCUUAGCCUUAAACUUCUAGUAGAAUGAGCAUUUGCAGUGGACAGCAUCCUGUUCUGUACUUCUGAUGAGUACAGUGAAACAAAACAAUAUUUUUUUUUUUUUUAGUUUUCUAUCGUAUUUUAAAAUACUGGGCAUUCAGCAAUGUUGAUUGCUUUGAAAGCUGUUUCCCAGUUUAAUUUUUAGGCAGCAUAUGCUUCCCAUACACAUAGCAGUAGCUGGAUCUGGAUUUUAAAUAACUGGUGCUGGAGUUUAUAGUUAAAUGAUGUUAAGGACCAUUUAUUUAGAAAAGCUUCUUGUGUGCUUUGUUUCUUAUAGGCUGUAGGUCCCAUUUACCAAAGAAAACAAAUGCACACAGUACUACAUUCCAUUCUUUAACAAAACAAAAAAUAGAAAAUAAGCUUGGAAGAGAAAUCACACUAGCAUUUCAAAGCUUUUUUUUUUUUUUCUCCAAGCUGCAUCUGUGUUUUCAAUCUGGAUGCAUAUGAAAAAUGUUCUAUUAAUCCAAUUAGAUUCAAACAUGCCAGGAGGGUUUCUAGUAUUAAGCUGCCACUAUUUCCCAGUUAUACUCUUGCUUUCCUCUAUGUAAAAAUAGGUCAUAUACUACUAAACGUAUACUUCCAUCUAUCUCUCUUCUGGGGCAGUGCCGUUUCAGGGUGCCUUGGCCUACCAGCUACUUAUAUGCCAUCUCUCAAUUACGCUAAUAAAUUUUUUUGUGGGCUGAACAAACAUCUGAAAACGAUUGAACACAACUUUUAUAGUAGCUUUUAACCCAGCUGUGGUCUGGCAAAACUGAGGAGGCUGGUAUGUGGGAGAACUUGCAUGACCAGCUUUGCUGCUGUUGCCACGGUAGAAGUGGGUAUGUGGAGCUGAACUCUGCGGUGACAAGUGAGAGAAGUUUAUCAAGGAAUGUGCCAGACAAAUUCUAGCAGGAUAAGUAAAAGCUGUCAUUUCCUAGUUCCUUUUUAGGAUUGUUUUACCCAACUGAUAAUAUGUGUGAGCAUGUUACAGAGACGGCAAACUGCAGUUGCAUAUUUGUUACACAGCUUAAAUUCUCUCUGCAUUCAGCUGAAUGUCUGAGUGUAAAUCAUGAGUGCCUGUGAUUUACAAGAAUGUUUAUCACAUAAUGUAUAGCGUAAAAUCUAUUUUAUAAAUAAUGACUGUCACUGAAAAGGGAAACUAACUGAAGCAAUAUGUGUAUUUAGCUGUAAACAGGAAUUACUAAAUCUUCUUGCUCUACAAUCUUAGAUUUCCCAUUGCCCUUCAGUCUGUUUUGUGCUGUUUUUAGUAUUGUCUGAAAUGUAAAUGUACAAAAAUUGAAUAACUUAAAAUGGGAAUAAUAGUUGCAAAUUGCUCAACUCCAAAUACAAAACAAAAAAAAAUAUAAAAACUGUGGGACAUAUGCAAAAUACUGUCGUUUAGUACAAGAACAUAAUAUCUGCAAAUGAUACUUGGACUGUAAUAUCAAAAAGACUGAAAUGCAAAAAAUCCUUCAAGUGUUGGAGGAUACCUAAUCACUUUGAAAGAUCUGUAAUGCAAAUGCAGCUUGCAAGUCUGUUACCUCAUUGGCCUCUUUUCAUGUCUACUUUGUGUACUGAGUGUAAUGGGUUUUUUUGUGUUAGCUAUCUUAAUUUCUCCAGAAGACUUUUUUUAGGCCUCACUUACUGAAAAGAGACUUCAAAAUGUUGCUGUGAAUACAUCUUAAUUCUAGAAUUUGCAUAGCUCUCGUUCUUCAGUGACUAGUACUUGUAUGCUACAUGCUUUGAAGUUCAAUAGAAAGCUGGAAGGUCAGUAGAUGUUUUGUUUUUUUAGUUUAUUUUUAAUACUACAUUUUCUAUUACUACAGCAAACAUGCCUUUUUGUGAAGGGUGUGAGAGGCCUAACAUCUGAAACAUUUGCACUAUACUUUUAAAUGGUUUGUUAAGCAUAGAGACAGCUUUUUCCUCAGUGUACAUUUGUUAGGUGGUACUGAAACUGGCUUUGUAAUUUAAGUCUUCAUUGCAGCUAGAUGUGUGUUUCCUUUUAAACCAAGUCUCCAACAAGUGUGGCUCACUUGUCUUGCUAAAAUGCAUUCUUUAGCCACUAUGUAUUUUUGCAGCUGUCUCCAGCCAGUUCUCCUUUUUCUCUACUCAACAAAAUGCUGAAUGUAACACUGAAAAUGGGCUUAAUUGUGGAAAAAGGCCUGCUGCAGCACUUGUGCACUGUUGUUACUUGCAAAUUUGAUUAUUUUUGUUCCGUGAUUUGAUCUUUCUGUUCCUAGAAGAUGUAUAUAUUUUCUAAAUGAUUUCUUUGUGUAUAUAAGGUAUGUUCUUUAAUGAAGAAAAGCAAUGCAAUAAGGAGCUUUGCACAUUUUUUUUUCAAAUGCAUUUUGUUUGAAAACAAAUUCACCUGCCUAAAGGUGCAAUUGUUUCGACUUCAGUAACUUGAUUUGAAGAUAAGCUGGAAUUUUGAUAAGAACAGAGAUGCGUAGUAAUGGCAUAGAAUUACUUGCCACUAAGCUUUUUAAGUUUCUCACAGCGUACCAAAUCUAUUAAUUAGCUAUUAAAAGUUUCUGUGACAAAUUCAGGGAUUGCAUAAAAGAUUUUGACAAUUUUAUUGUUCAGGUGCUUGAGAGUAUCUGUAACAUGAUGCAUGAGAUUUUCCCUCAUUUAGCAAGUGUCUCCAUCAAGCAAAUUUUUAUUAUGGAUUUAAAGAAAAAUAAAAAUGCUGCAAUACAUCAGAAAUCUGCAACUAUUACUGCACAUGCAGCAGAUCAGAGAAACCAGAAAACUUCAACCAGGUUUGGAAUUCUGUGCAACUUGCACUUUAUAAUAAAGCUGUUCUGCAACUUCAGUCAGUAAUCAAUCAUUAAAAUGUCAUUUCGUAAAGAAUUUCAUUUUAAAAGGUACUUUAUAACAGCUUAUUUUUGAAUGUUUUAAAAACUAGAAUGACGUGUAGAGAACUGUUGUACAUCCCCUGUACAUCAUGUUUAAAUUGUUUUUAUGUAGUUAUUGAUUUGUUUUGUUUAGAUAUGUGUAUCAAACUGGAACUUUUUUCAACUGUAAAUAUAUGGGUUUAUUAAAUAAAGUCAUGUAAAGUUA